AUGUUACCAAGAGAGUUUGUGGAGUAUGUCGGUCACUGUCCCGUAAAACCUUGUGCGGACCUUCGUUACUAUCGUCUCUGUCUACCGCCUAGGCUGGUUCCUCAGUACGACAGACAGGCUGGCUUGCGGUACGAGGCGGUACGGCCAGGAAAAGUGGUGCCAGACAAAGUCAUACUAAACGACGAGAUGAUGGGGGAACACACGAUGGUGGGGGACCACAAGAUGGUGGGGGACCACAAGAUGGUAGGGGACCACAAGAUGGUGGGGGGUGAUGUAGUUCUCAACAUCCCUUCAAAUGACGAAGGGAAGGGUCCGUUGGAAAUAGCUCUAGUCAGUUGGUUACCGAAGGAGUACGCUACUUAUAUGGCUCCCGCUGGACUCUCCUCAAAAACGGUAUCCAAUAAAUCGAAUUUAAAUUUGAUCGGUAUGGACGCUGCAUCAGUCGCCUGUAUCUGGGCCCUCGAUGUGCAUUGGGAUGACCAUUGUUUAGAUCUGUGUGCUGCUCCAGGUGGUAAGGCUAUGACGCUUGCAGAUAGGUGUCAGCGUGUAGUUGCGGUCGACAUUAAUAAACAAAGAUUAGAUGUAAUGAGAGGAUUAAUUAGUCGAACUGGGUAUUCCAAUAUCACACUACUUAUCGCUGACGGUACAACAUUUGAUCCCUCUGAUUCGACAACUUAUGAAGGCUAUGUACGUCGUCGAAAAGCAAAACGAAAUUCACGUGUGAAGCAAAAUUUAAGAGUGGGCAAUAACUGGAUUAAACAUGUGGCACCAGAAAAACCACCAAAGAAAGAUAGCGUAGCUCACCAGAACAGAGAGACUAGCGUCAUAGACGUCGUCGGCAAGGUGGAUAUUGGCAAGGUGGAUAUUGGCAAGGUGGAUAUUGGCGAAUGUAAUCGUGGACCAAUCCAGACUUGUUUCACGAAGGUAUUGGUUGAUGCCGAAUGUACGCACGAUGGAUCCUGGCGUCAUUUAGCAAAGUAUGAAGAUGAGGAAACGUUCAGACGGAAGGUUAUGGAUCCUGAACGGUUAGAUACCUUACCGGAAUUACAGUAUAGAUUAAUAUGCAAUGGAUGGCGACUGCUGGAUAAGGAUAGUCCUGGAGCUGCCUUGGUGUAUUCUACGUGUUCGCUAUCUGCAAAGCAGAACGAGGAUAUUAUUGAUCGUUUCAUUAAGGAGCAUUAUAAUGAAGCGAAACUUGAUAUUCUUCCAUUUGGUCCGGAUGUACCUUGCAAAUAUAUCUCUGUGGAUGCCACUUCUCCUGUUUCCGCUGCAUUGUUCGGAACGACCGGAGAGACCAGCGGCCUAUUCUUGGUUAGGAUAAUUCCAAGAGAAAGGAGUGAUCGUUACUCGUGA
Molecule: messenger RNA, 1353 nt
Organism: Gregarina niphandrodes
Lineage: Eukaryota; Apicomplexa; Conoidasida; Eugregarinorida; Gregarinidae
Product: NOL1/NOP2/sun family protein
Exons: 1
Coding region: 1-1353 (450 amino acids)
Biological process (GO): RNA methylation
Molecular function (GO): methyltransferase activity
Source: RefSeq, a predicted model, not a curated record